Messenger RNA from Trichoderma asperellum CBS 433.97, 840 nucleotides. RefSeq lists its product as uncharacterized. Gene Ontology annotation, molecular function: methyltransferase activity. NCBI's taxonomy places the organism in Eukaryota, Fungi, Ascomycota, Sordariomycetes, Hypocreales, Hypocreaceae. The record is from RefSeq and is a predicted model, not a curated record.
AUGGGCUCUGUUCAAUAUUGGCAAUCCAACGACGAAGCGGCGAGCGAAUCAUUAGAUAUAAAUCAUCAUGCCAUUUGCAUGGCAAUGGGAGAUAAGCUAUAUUUGGCUCCUUUAGAGAAAGAAAAGAUUAAAAGAGUACUUGAUAUAGGCACUGGUACAGGAAUAUGGGCCAUUGACUUUGCCGAUGAAUAUCCUGAUGCUCAGGUCAUUGGCACAGAUAUCUCUCCAAUCCAGCCCACUUGGGUGCCUCCGAACCUCCAGUUCGAAAUCGAAGACUGUACUCAAGACUGGACGUUUCGCAGCGAGGACUUUGAUUAUGUCCACAUUCGAUGGCUUCUGGGCAGCAUUCAGGACUGGGACGAAUUGAUGCAGCAAGCAUAUCGCGUGCUGCGUCCGGGAGCGUAUUUUGAGAUUUUGGAGCCAUCAGCCAUUAUUACAAGUGAUGAUGGGACCGUGACGGAGACAAGCGCUCUAGGACAAUGGGGCAAGUUCUUCAUUAACGGCGGUAAACAGAUUGGAAGGAGUUUUACCGUGGUUGAAGAUGAGACGCAGAGAAGGUCGAUGGAGGCAGCUGGUUUCGUCGACAUUCAGGAAUUUAACUAUAAGAUGCCAAUAGGAGGCUGGGCCAGAGACCCGAAAAUGAAGGAACUCGGCCAGUUUGCGCAACUGGUCAUUGAAAAAGACACCGAGGGCUACAUUGUCUUCAUGGCAAAUACGCUGGGAUGGACACGAGAAGAAAUCUUGGUAUACAUCAGCCUGCUGCGACGGGAAAUUCGGUCGAACAACUAUCACGCGUAUUAUAAAUUCAAAGCGGUUUACGGAAGGAAGCCGCUCAAUUAA